GCGGAGGAUUUGCUAUAAAGCGACUCUGUGGCUGGUUUAAAGGGCAGAGUUGUAAAAACUCCCGGGCAGUCGGGGAGUCAGGGUGCUUGAAGCAAACUGGCCCAUCAGAGAACGAAAAAGCGAGGAAAAACAAAAAAAAACAUCAAACAACAAACGCAGUAACUGUACGCUGUAACUGGAAUAAUCAUUUGUUUCUACAGAGAUUAGGUCGAGCUCAUUGCGGAAGCCAGUGAAGUAACUACAUCCGGAAUCUACAGCUGAAGCCUGCUCGUGCAUGAUAGAGAAGACUUCCCUGUGGACUGAGAAAUCUGUUACCAGCAGCCAGCGUCCUGUUUGCCCAAACUGAUCACUUACUGCCUAGGAGGUUUUUGCAACGCUCGGCUUGAGCAGCUCUCGAAGGCACACGCACUUGCAACUGUGAAGCAGCUAUGCAGCUUGAAAUCCAAGUAGCACUCAACUUCAUCAUAUCCUAUCUGUACAACAAACUCCCUCGUCGUCGGGUGAACAUCUUCGGCGAGGAGCUCGAACGGCAGUUGAAAAAGAAAUAUGAAGGUCACUGGUACCCUGACAAGCCAUACAAAGGGUCUGGGUUCAGGUGCAUACACGUCGGGGAGAAGGUUGACACGGUAGUGGAAGAAGCAGCCAAAGAGAGCGGGAUCGACAUCGAAGACGUCCGGAACAACUUGCCUCAGGACCUCAGUGUGUGGAUCGACCCGUUUGAGGUCUCCUACCAGAUCGGGGAGAAGGGACCCAUCAAGGUGCUUUACGUGGACGAUAACGGCGAGAAUGGGUCAGAGUUGGACAAGGAGAUCAGGAACAGUUUUAACCCCGAUGCUCAGGUCUUCAUGCCAAUCAGCGAUCCUGUGGGUGUCUCCUCUGAGUCUAGCUCCCCGUCGCCACCGUUUGGCCAGUCUGCUUCUGUCAGCCCCUCGUUCAUGCCACGCUCCACUCAACCUUUAACUUUCACCACAGCCACUUUCGCCGCCACCAAGUUCGGCUCCACCAAAAUGAAGAACAGCAGCCGCGGUGGUAGCAAGGUGGCACGCACAUCUCCCACCAACCUGGGCCUGAAUGUGACCAGCCUACUGAAGCAUAAAGCCAUUUCCAAUUCCAUGCAUUCUCUCUAUGGUCUUGGUCUUGGAGGGCAGCCGCAGCCGAAGGCCUCUGCGCUCUCUCCUAAUGCCAAGGAGUUCGUUUUCCCUAACCUCCAGAGCCAGGGCAGCUCCACCACGAUGUUCAACAACGAGAAUCCGCUCAGCCUCAGCCCUCUGCAGUACAACAAUGCCUUCGAUGUGUUUGCAGCCUACGGGAGCCUCAACGACAAGUCUCUCAUGGAUGGUCUAAACUUCAGCCUAAGCAACAUGCAGUAUUCUAACCAGCAAUUCCAGCCAGUCAUGGCUAACUAAUGAAUCCAGAAUUUAUUUAUGAAUUAUUGUUGGCAAAAUGAAGGAGAUAAAAUGACGCACACUAACAAAGGACAUAAAAAGAACUGUGGAAGUGGAAGCAAAAAAAAAAAAAAAUCCUAUUAGUCACAGAAAAGAGCAUGUGCCCAAGGGUGUUGUCUUUCUGUGCCCCCUUGAGUUUGUUUCUACUAAAAGCUUGUUGUAUGUGUCCAAGCUUGGUUACUUUCACAUCAUUUUCAGUUUUCCUAUUUUUGCCAACAAAGCACAAAAUUUUUUACUGUUUUAAAAAAUGUUCUAAAAUAUAUAUUAAAAAAAAAAUAGCUUCAAGUUCUGGCCUCCUACAGUAUUUUCAAGUUGGUUAAGACUUGGCUGAUUUUUAAGAAAUUGGCACUAAUGAAUAUAUAUCUGGGGUUACUUGGUCUUUUUUUCUAAUUGUAUAAUUUAAUUGAGUACAGAGUUUGUAAAGUAUCAGAGUAUAUAUAUUGUUUCUAUGACACGGUAUUGCAUUUAUAUCUUUUUACUACUCCAGUGAUCUGUGAUGGCUGCAGCAGCUUUAUGUUAUAUAUUUUUGUUUUUUUUUUU
Messenger RNA from Pangasianodon hypophthalmus (striped catfish), 1985 nucleotides. It is a transcript of the gene tob1b, whose product is annotated as transducer of ERBB2, 1b. Gene Ontology annotation, molecular function: transcription corepressor activity. Lineage: Eukaryota; Metazoa; Chordata; Actinopteri; Siluriformes; Pangasiidae. Gene Ontology annotation, cellular component: nucleus; cytoplasm. The record is from RefSeq and is a predicted model, not a curated record. The transcript is spliced from 2 exons. Bases 429 to 1406 code for a protein of 325 amino acids. Gene Ontology annotation, biological process: regulation of gene expression.